Pseudozyma flocculosa PF-1 is the source of this 855-nucleotide messenger RNA. RefSeq lists its product as uncharacterized. Bases 1 to 855 code for a protein of 284 amino acids. The record is from RefSeq and is a predicted model, not a curated record. The transcript has a single exon. NCBI's taxonomy places the organism in Eukaryota, Fungi, Basidiomycota, Ustilaginomycetes, Ustilaginales, Ustilaginaceae.
AUGUCGCCCACACCUUACACCUUUACGCGCCUCGUCUCGCUGCUGCUGCUCGGCCUCGCACUCACGACCGCUGCCGGUGCCGUCGCUUCCGAUCACGCCGACCCUGGCGCUGCACCCGCCCAGCUCCGCAGACAUGCUGCUGGCAAGUCGCGCCGCCACGCCGCCGCCGACGACGACGGCAGCAGCAGCCUCGCCCUCGCCAAGCGCGGACAGACCUUCCACGGCCAGGCCACCUUCUACGACGCCGGCCUCGGUGCCUGCGGCGGCUACAACUCCGGCAGCGACUUUAUCGUCGCCCUCAACGCCGCCCAGUACGGCGACAUGGGCCAGCGCUCGUCGUGGUGCGGCAAGCAGAUCACCAUCACCUACCCCGUCCUCGGAAUCACGCAGCACGCCACCGUCGUCGACGUCUGCCCCGGCUGCGCCUACGGCAGCCUCGACAUGAGCCGCGGCCUCUUUGGCGCCCUCUCCAACCAGAACUUUGACCUCGGCGUCUUCCAGAUGAGCUGGACCGCCGACGACGGCUCAGGCGGCGAACAAAAGCCCAAGCCCAAGCCCACGCCCACGUCGACCUCGACGACGCCAAAGUGGACGCCGCCCGCCACGACCAAGAAGGCGCCCCGCACCAGCUCGACGCCCAGCUCGACGCCCGAGCCCACCACGUCGUCGCACACGCCCGUCCAGCACACGCCGAGCCCCACGCUGUCUUCGUCGUUGUCUUCGUCGACCUCGUCGAGCCAGCAGCCCGCACCGACGCCCAAGACCGACGACGAGGAGCCGCCGCUGCAGAAUCUCGCCAACCUCGAGGCCCUCUUUGACGGCCUCUCGGGCAUGGCCGUCGCAGCGGCCAGCUGA